Molecule: messenger RNA, 1911 nt
Organism: Porites evermanni
Lineage: Eukaryota; Metazoa; Cnidaria; Anthozoa; Scleractinia; Poritidae
Source: the annotation of a GenBank genome assembly
AUGCAGUUUGACAAACUUACCAAAACAAAAACUGUGGAAAAUAUGCUUGGAGCUGUGAGUACCACUAUUUAAUCAGCUAAAUCCUGUGUUUACCUGCCAUUUGUGGUUUUUUGGCUGAUCUUACUCAACCAUGACAAGAAAGUACUGUAAGAAAACAUUUUGCCCAAAUUUCUUAGUUCAUUCAAAAUUUUAAGGAGAUGCAUCAUGCCCUGACUUGGCUGUUCUGUACCGACCCCCUUUACCUAGUUAAGAACAGCACUCUAAUUCAUUUAACUACGUGGAAGGUUCAAUUCAAGUAUCCCUAAGAAAGGAGGAAGAAUGUUUACUGCUGUGUAAUUGAUCAUUUGGAAUUUAGCAAAGUGUGGAACGCAUUUGCAAAAGAAAUUGUUUUUCCUCAAAAUUACAAAAAUUGAUUGUGCCUUCCCAGUCAAACCUUAAUACAGUUAUCAUACAUCAUAAAUUAGGACGUCACUCUUCAGAAAUAAUUUAUAUAUAUUUACUAUUACUGGGGCAAAGAAAAUGGUUUGUUAUAUAGAGGUUUGUUACAUUGAGGUUCCACUGUACAGGGAACAUGAAGUAAAAAACAGAAACAGGAAAUGGAGUCACGAAACAAAAAACAGCAAACAGAUGUCAAGAACUGAAAACAGCAACUGUAAUCAGGGCUCGGAAAAAAAAAAAUAGAAUUCCAGCUUGUCCUUUGGGCAAGAAGCUCUCACAUUUUACUGGACUGAAGCCACUACUUGCUCAUUUUAGUUAAUGACUUUAGUUAGAAGAUGUCUUGCCAUGACCUUUUCCCAAUCAGCAAGUAAGCUUUUAAAGUUAUUUGACUGUCCAGCAGCAAAAUCUACAUGUCCUAGACUACCAGACGGGACUUUUUCAAGCCCUAAUAAGAAGAUAUCAGAAAAGAGGACAGUAGUGGAAAGAAAAAAAUAAUUGUUUUCUCUUCUUUCUUUAGCUACAAGGAUCAGGAGCUGAUGCAUUUGUUUCAUGGCUCUUUGAGGUUUUUGAACAGGGAGCUUUGGGCAAUUCUGGAGAAUCAGAGUAAGAAAAUGGCAAAUUCAAUUUCUUUUAAUUGCAGAUAGCUGGCCAGUUUUUUAUUAUAGAUUUGUAUUAUUUGUUAUCUACUUCUAUAUCUCGUUCCUCGUCUAAUCUCACAUUGUGUUGCUUUCUGUUUAACAACACCUAUAAUUUUAUGUAGGGUAAGGAUGUGGAAAUUUUAGUAUUCAAUAUAUUAAAUCAAGUAGCUGGUUAUCUGGGGCAUGGUCAACUCAUAGCCCUACUAAGUUGAAUUUUUUUUUUGUUUUGUUCCCUUGGACUGUGAAGUAGUGGUUUUCGUGUCAUUUGUUGUAGUUCACUUAACUUAAGGUAUUCUGUUACAUUAUUGUGGUUUUAAAUUGAGAAUAACCCUGGUUGUGGUAAGGUGCCAUAUGAAGGCACGGUGACAGAAAAGAUAACAUUAUUUUUAAUCGAUGAUACUGCUGUACAUUCCUCUUCUGAGAAAGGUAUUGAAUGUAAAACGGCGACAUCAGAUUGCCAAUUAAUCAUUAUGUACGUGCUCUAGGUCCAGACCAGAAAAGAAUGAAGAAUUGACAAGAAUUGCAGUGUUGAACCAGGUAUGUUUAUGAAAUGACAAUGUAGUUUAACUGACUCAAACACAUCGUCCGUGACAUGAAAACGUCUUAAUUCAUGGCAAUUUGAAAAGGUGUUCAUAUAAAGAAGGAGUAUCUUGUAUAUUGUAGCCAUAACCUGACAAAGCAUUUGACUCCUUUUGUAACUCUUUUUUGGUACUUUUUGUAUCAUAUCCUAUAGCUUUUCCAGUUGGUAAAGAAAAAGAACCUUUCACACAAGGGCAACUGGGUGCAAGAAGUGUUGUUUUUCUUUAUUGAACAUGCAUAUUUCCAGCCAAUUGAA